UCGCGUUAAAACAGCUUAAAUUCACCAAAACACGAAAAAAUAAGACGCAGAUGGAAGUGUGGUUAAAUUCCCAACGUAAAUAGUUAUCAGUGCUUCCUGUCUAAAAAUAAAAUAGUCAACCUGAAACUUGACAGCUCGUGUCGAAGGUUUAAAAGUGUCAAAAAAAAAGAACCGUUUAUGGAUAAUUAGUAAUUGCCCCUGAACGCACCAUUGGUUGCGUUAAAACAGCUUAAAUUCACCAAAACACGAAUAAAUAAGACUCAUAGGGAAGUGUGUGUUUAAAUUCCUAACGUAAAUAGUUAUCACUGCUUCCUAUCUUACAAAUAAAAUAUUCAACCUGAAACUUGACAGCUCGUAUCGAAGGUUUAAGUGUCAAAAAAAAAAGAACUGUUCAUGGAUAAUUAGUAAUUGCCCCUGAACGCACCAUUGGUUGCGUUAAAACAGCUUAAAUUCACCAAAACACGAAUAAAUAAGACGCAUAGGGAAGUGUGUGUUUAAAUUCCCAACGUAAAUAGUUAUCACUGCUUCCUAUCUUACAAAUAAAAUAGCCAAUCUGAAACUUGACAGCUCGUGUCGACGGUUUAAAAGUGUCAAAAAAAAAAGAAUCGUUGAUGGAUAAUUAGUAAUUGCCCCUGAACGCAUCAUUGGUUGCAGGCACUCGCGUUAAAACAGCUUAAAUUCACCAAAACAGGAAUAAAUAAGACUCAGGGGGAAGUGGUCUAAAAGGGAGGAUCCUGUCCUGUUUUUGAGUCUUUGGGCUACUUUUCCUCCACCACCACCACCCUCCGCCUUUCCCCUGCCAGCCAGUCAUGGACCCCCCGAGGACAAGAUCUCGCUCUCGGUCAGGCUACUACCAUUUCCCGAUGAACACCCCUGGAAGCAACAACGGCGGGAACACGCUCGGUAACGGGAGCUUGGUGAACGCCGCCGGUGGAGGGGCGAUGAGCUACCCGCAGCAGAGCACCGCGGGCUGGCCACCGCACCACAGCGGCCGAGGCUACCCGGAGAACCCGCAGCAGCAGCAGCCCGUGAGCUUCCUGUCCUCCGGGCCACAGCGGCUUGUCGCUCACCGGCACCCUGGAACUGGAGGAGUUCUACAUUUCCAUGCAGAUAAUGUGUUCAGUGAGGAUCGAGACAAAAUGGAAGACAGCCCAAGCCCAAAAAGGCAGCGCCUUUCCCAGCAGUCCUUUUUAGAGCUAAGCUCUGCCCCUCCUUCCACCCCGUCCUCUCCCAUUCGCCCCUGGGAGCUUCCUCCCAGUCGCAGACCACAUACCCACUACGCACCGGAGAGAUGUCACACGCCUGUGCGCAAUCGACGAAGCCCUCCAAUGCGGCGCCCUCGUGGCAGAAGAGAGCGCCUGACGCGCCACCACCACACACACAGCCAUCACCACCACCCCCACCACCAUUACAACAGCAACAACAACCAUCACCAGCACCAUCACCACCUGCACGCCCACCAUGGCGGCCUGCCAUCAGUAGGCCACCAGGAUGAGAACUACCGCCACCAAGCCCCGCCUCAGGGCUACCAGCCCUACGGCCAGCAGAGCCCCAGAGGGCCGGGGAUGGAGGAGCGCCAAGGCUACCAUCCCCCGAACCCCUCCCCCAGGCCUCUUCAUCCCUCGUCAAACCUGUCGCCACGUCUCCUGCACCCCGCGGCACAUCCGCAGCAACCCCACCCGUCGCAGCAGCAGCAGAACGGCGGGGUGCUGGAACUCCAAGAGCAGGUGAACGGUUCAGCUCCGGUUUCAUACCCCGUGUCUCUCUCGGGGGCUCCACCUGGCCUGCCGCCCCGUUCAGCCUCGCAACAAAUCCCAGCAUGCUCUGUAGUCUUCAGUGGACAGCAUUACCCCGUCUGCAGCGUCCCUCCUCCUGUCUUGCAGACGUGCUCCGUGCAGCACCUUCCUAUUCCCUACCCCUUCCCCUCUCUGCUGUCCAGUGACCCCACCUUCCUCCUGCCUCCUCCCCACCUCCCUCAUCCUCCCACACACCUCUCCCACCAUGCACCUCACCUGCCGCAACCUGGCCAGUUUGGACCCUACACGACACAGCAGGCCCGAUCACCAUUACAGAGGAUAGAGAACGACGUGGAGCUGCUGGGAGAACACCUGUCUUUGGGCGCGGGGCUCCACUACCCCCCUGCCACCCACCCGGCCCUCACCCCACACUCCACUCAGCUCCACUUCCUCUCCCAUGAGCCCCUGCCUCAGGAGUUCUUUGGAGUGUCCUACCCGAACUUCAUCUCUCGCCGUCUGGCCGGGCGACGGUACCGCUCGCAACAGCCACUACCCCCUUCGCCUUACCACCCCAGCCUCCUGCCUUACUUCCUAUCCAUGCUGCCAGUCCAGCCCACUGGUCCUGCAAUCAGUCUGGAGUUGGAUGUGGACGAUGGAGAGGUUGAAAAUUAUGAGGCUCUCCUCAAUCUCGCUGAGCGUCUCGGUGAGGCCAAACUGCGAGGUCUGACCAAGGGAGACAUCGAGCAGCUUCCAUCUUAUCGCUUCAACCCAAAUAACCACCAGUCGGAACAAACACUCUGCGUGGUGUGUAUGAGUGACUUUGAGUCUCGACAACUGCUGCGAGUUCUCCCCUGCAGCCACGAGUUCCACGGCAAGUGUGUGGACAAGUGGCUGAGGGCCAAUCGGACGUGUCCCAUCUGCCGAGCCGACGCCUCAGAGGUUCAGAGAGACUCUGAAUGAUCACACUCCGAUAUAGAAUGUCUUAGACAUGUUCAGCACUGCCUGGCUCAUCUCUUUUGACAUGAGCAUCAUUGCAGACACACAUCACUUCCUGAGCAUACUCCUCCUCAUUGUGUGUGUGUGUGUGUGUGUCACAUACAACUUCUCAUGAGUGAGUGAUUCUAUUCUUCUUUCAUGCACUAUUUGUCUUUAUGUACAUACAGUAUUCAGUGUGUGUUAUGAAAUUAACUCCUCUUCCUGUACGUUGACAUGAAGGGUCCACUCCCCACACUAUUCUUCUCAGUUAACCUAUCUAAUCAGUGUGUUUCUGUCUAUAAAGCUGAUAAUGAAUGGGCAACUUUUUUCCUUUUUAUACCGCGAGUGUGAUAGUCCUGCCUGGCAUUUACCUCAUUCCUGUCUUAACUUGUUACUAGCACUUCACAGCACUCAUUCAAAACUAAGCACAUAUAUAUAUAUAUAUUUGGGUCCCUUUUAUUUUCUUAGUUUGUGACUUUGCAGUGGCACAUGAUAUAUAAAUAUAUCUAUAUAUAUAUAUACUGUAUAAAUGUAUGAAUCUGUAUACCAAAUAAAAAGCUUGAUAUGAA
This is a messenger RNA of Nerophis lumbriciformis (worm pipefish), 3280 nucleotides long. Its product is annotated as E3 ubiquitin-protein ligase RNF38-like. Gene Ontology annotation, biological process: protein ubiquitination. Lineage: Eukaryota; Metazoa; Chordata; Actinopteri; Syngnathiformes; Syngnathidae. Gene Ontology annotation, molecular function: ubiquitin protein ligase activity. The record is from RefSeq and is a predicted model, not a curated record.